Cetraspora pellucida is the source of this 383-nucleotide messenger RNA. NCBI's taxonomy places the organism in Eukaryota, Fungi, Glomeromycota, Glomeromycetes, Diversisporales, Gigasporaceae. The record is from the annotation of a GenBank genome assembly.
AUGCUGAGUUUAAAUGAAAUCAUCGUUGACAUCACGGCCCAUGUGCCCGACAACGCCGAAAUUACCCCACCGCCAUUUAACGAAUCACAUGAUCUCGUGACCGCAGUUACUUUAACCUACCCAUUGUUGUCUCGAGCCUUGCAACUAAGGGAUAAGGUCGAAACCUUAGUAUAUGCAUAUUACUUCGGCAUGCUGUUUGCUAACGCCACCAGUGAUCAAAAAGCACGAAUGCGCAAGACAGUAACACCACAUUAUUACCAUACGGCCAUAAAAAUCUACGACGUUUUUGUUUCUCGUGGUGUUCGUCAAGUUUACGGAACCUCAAAAGUGACCUUUCAAGACUUUAGGCGGAUGACGAGCGAACAAGCCCGGCGGCUUGCUUG